GCAACGCGUCCACCUACCCCUGCUCACCUAUCAGGAGGAAGAGGUGAUCGGCGGUCGCUUUUUGGCUUUUUAAGUAACCCAAUCCCGACUCGUCACGCUUGUCUGUGGAAGUUUGACAACUGUGUGUUUGACGUUUGCUUCGUGUGUCAGAAAGUUAGAUAGUUUUUGAUUUAUCCUUAUAAUACAAAUGGAGACGCUGCUCUAUGUGGCCUCCGUGGCUCUGUUGUUGGCGUUGUGGAUCAAAAUGAAAGGUGUCGACUACGUGCUGAUACACCAGCGUUGGAUUUUCGUUUGUUUGUUCCUGUUGCCUCUCUCUAUGGUUUUUGACGUUUACUUCUACCUAAGAGCAUGGAUCAUUUUCAAGAUGUGCUCGGCGCCCAAAAUGCACGAGCAGCGCGUACGGGACAUCCAGCGACAGGUGCGUGAGUGGAGGAAGGAGGGCAGCAAGAGUUUCAUGUGCACGGGUCGACCUGGUUGGCUCACUGUGUCUUUGCGAGUGGGAAAAUACAAGAAAACACACAAGAACAUCAAUAUAAGUAUGAUGGACAUUCUGGAGGUGGACACUAAGAAGCAGGUGGUGAGAGUGGAGCCCCUGGCCAACAUGGGUCAGGUGACUGCCCUCCUCAACUCCAUUGGCUGGACCCUGCCAGUGCUCCCCGAGCUGGACGACCUCACUGUAGGUGGUUUGGUGAUGGGCACCGGUAUCGAGUCGUCCUCACAUAUUUAUGGCCUCUUUCAGCACAUCUGUGUGGCCUUUGAGCUGGUGUUGGCUGAUGGCAGCUUUGUGCGCUGCACUGAGGAGGAGAACUCUGACCUCUUCCAUGCCAUCCCAUGGUCUUGUGGCACUCUGGGCUUCCUGGUGGCGGCUGAGAUCAAAAUCGUGCCGGCUAAACCGUGGGUCAAGCUACACUACGAGCCGGUGCGAGGCCUGGAGAACAUCUGCCGUCGCUUUUCCGAGGCAUCCCAAGACAAAAACAACACGUUUGUUGAGGGCAUCCAGUACUCCCUGGACUCUGCUGUCAUCAUGACGGGAGGCAUGAGCGAGUACGCAGAACCGAAUAAGAUCAACAGAAUCGGCCUGCACUUUAAACCGUGGUUCUUCAAACAUGUGGAGGGCUACCUGACAGGCGACAAGGCCGGAGUGGAGUACAUCCCUCUGAGACAAUACUACCACAGACACACGCGCAGCAUCUUCUGGGAGCUUCAGGAUAUCAUUCCCUUUGGCAACCACCCAGUGUUCCGCUACCUCUUUGGGUGGAUGGUUCCUCCCAAGAUUUCCCUGUUGAAGCUAACACAGGGAGAAACCAUCAGACGGCUAUAUGAGCAGCACCAUGUGGUCCAGGACAUGCUGGUACCCAUGAGACACCUUCGCUCUGCCAUCAUGCGCUUUCACCAGGACAUUCAGGUGUACCCUCUUUGGCUGUGUCCGUUCCUCUUGCCACCUGGUAAAGGGAUGGUUCACCCCAAAGGUCAAGAGGAGGAGUUGUAUGUGGAUAUUGGUGCAUAUGGCGAACCUAAAGUCAAACACUUUGAGGCGACGGUGUCAACGCGGCAGCUGGAGAAAUUUGUUCGAGAAGUGCACGGCUUCCAGAUGCUGUAUGCAGACGUCUACAUGGACCGCGAUGAGUUUUGGGAGAUGUUUGACGGCAAGCUGUAUCACAAAUUGAGACAGGAGCUUGACUGCAAGGAGGCCUUUCCGGAAGUUUAUGACAAAAUCUGUAAGGCUGCCAGACACUGAUCCACGACCACACUUCCUGUCUCAGCAGCAUCAUUUCUAUCAUGUUUACACCAAGCAAACGUUUUUUGAAAAGAUGAAUCUUAAUUUCCUAACCAAAAAGGAAGUUGUUUAAUUGCUUGAUUCCAAAAUUUUGUGUAUUUUUAGCUUUCUUUUGCCCACUGAUUAGUCUAAUACAGACGUCCCUUUUUUCGCAGCUUCACUCUAUCACACUUUUUCAAAAAUAUCUGAUUACAAAAAACUUGCUGUUUUGUUAUGAAAAUGGACUAUUCGUUUAUUUUCUAUGCCGCUUACCCAAGUUUAUCGAAGUGCUGCAAGCUCAUAUUGAUAUAUUAUUAGUAUGAACUUUUUCUUCUUACAUUACACUUGUUUGCUCCUAUUUCCCUUCUGUUUUCUUACACUCAUGAUAUUUGGACUUUAUUGUCACAAUAUUAUAGCUUUUACCAAACCUAAUUUUCCGAAAAUUGCAACCUUAUUCUUUCUCUUUUUGUUUCUCAUAAUAGACCAACUUUUAUUUUAAAAAUACAUACUGUAUUUUAGUCUUUAAUAUUUAAACUUUUUGCUAUUUUUUUCUCUUAAUGUUAUGACUUUAUUUGACCAUAUGUUGUGUUUUGUCUGUAAAAUUACUUAUUUUCAAUUUUUACUGUUUUUUUUUUCUUUUUCUGUUUAAUCAUAUUUUGUGAGUGUAGCACGGGCCAAUUAAAAAAAAUAACUGCCUUUUCGAUGACAGAGGUGCAGGGCAUGGGGAUUGUCCAAGGUGAAGUGGGUGACCCUCCUCCCCAUCCCUCAAGGUCCUCAUUGGCACUGGGACGCUGCCUGCCCAAUCCCAUGCCUCGCCACCUCUGCAGGCAGGGCUCACUUGACUUGAGCUCAUGAAUGCUAUCAAAGGGCAGCAGACCCCACCAGUGUGUGUUAGCAGCGAGAGGCCCCAUGCUAUAAGGAAAGUGAGCUCUGAGCCUGCCCGGAAAUGCAGGCCAAUCACUGCCACCAGGAGGAGGCCAUUUGCCCCAGCCCCCAUCAUAGGUAGAUCCAACUGGGCCUGGGCCUACCUCCAGUGGAGACAUUUUCAUCCUCUUACAGUUAUUGUACAUACUCAAGUUCUGCACACAAAGUAAAUUGAUAAAUAUAAAGGACACCAGCAUUGUUUUCACAGUCAAUAAUAAUAAUGUUGAUUUCCAAUGAAGUAGAAAAAGAAGAUCGGGCCAGGUGGUACACAUUCAGUCCCACACUUUCAGUAUCAAAACAACUGUCCGAAAGAAUCUCACGGCGAAUGUCAACUUUUGGAAAAACGACAAUGCUUCCACCGUCUGCUCAAGUGGUCCAGCAAAAGCUUACCAUUAACUGAGUGGAAAAUCUACAAAAAAUACUCCACAACAAUAUUAAACCAAUGUAUUCCAAGUGUGUUCUCAAAGUGA
Doryrhamphus excisus (bluestripe pipefish) is the source of this 3150-nucleotide messenger RNA. RefSeq names its product 24-dehydrocholesterol reductase (gene dhcr24). Gene Ontology annotation, molecular function: Delta24(24-1) sterol reductase activity; FAD binding. Gene Ontology annotation, cellular component: cytoplasm; membrane. Lineage: Eukaryota; Metazoa; Chordata; Actinopteri; Syngnathiformes; Syngnathidae. Gene Ontology annotation, biological process: steroid metabolic process. The record is from RefSeq and is a predicted model, not a curated record.